Rhipicephalus sanguineus (brown dog tick) is the source of this 1419-nucleotide messenger RNA. RefSeq names its product parafibromin-like (gene hyx). Gene Ontology annotation, cellular component: Cdc73/Paf1 complex. Lineage: Eukaryota; Metazoa; Arthropoda; Arachnida; Ixodida; Ixodidae. The record is from RefSeq and is a predicted model, not a curated record. Gene Ontology annotation, molecular function: RNA polymerase II complex binding. Gene Ontology annotation, biological process: transcription elongation by RNA polymerase II; positive regulation of transcription elongation by RNA polymerase II.
CUGCUGCGCGUUCUCGCGCAUGCGUUUCUGAAAACAUGGCGGAUCCGUUGAGCCUUCUGCGGCAGUUCAAUGUCAACAAAAAAGACAUCGCUGAAAGGAAUUCGCAAAUAAUCUUCGAUGAGUAUUCCUGGCCGAAGACCGUGAAGACCAACUACCUCGUGUGGGGGUCCGGAAAAGAUGGGGCACCUCGGGAGUACUACACGCUGCAGUGCCUGCUCUUUCUUCUCAGAAAUGUGCAUUUGUCUCACCCGGUGUACGUACGACAGGCUGCGGCUGAAAACAUACCUGUUGUCAGGCGUCCUGACAGAAAGGACAUCCUUGCCUACCUGAACGGGGAGACAGCUACCUCUGCCAAUAUCGACAAGAGCGCCCCUAUCGAGAUACCUACACAAGUGAAAAGAACAGCCGAGGAGCCCCAAAAUGAAGUGGUCAAGAAGCCACGUCUCGAGGAGACGCAAAUGCAGCGUGCCAAGGAGCAGUUUUCAGCACGUUUGGAUGCUCCCAAGGAAGCACCUGUGGUCACUGAGCAGAUAAGGUCUCUGUCUGAAGCCAUGUCUGUGGAGAAGAUUGCAGCCAUCAAGGCUAAACGCUUGGCAAAGAAGCGGGCCACCAUCAAAGGGGAUGACGACCUUGGCCUUGCCGACAUGCAGGGUAUCCUCGAGUAUGAUGUAGACGUCACACGUGAUAUCCUGAGUCGUGAGCGCCAGUGGCGCACCCGGGCUACCGUGCUCCAGAGUGCUGCAAAGAAUUUCGCCAAGUCCAUCUUCCCAAUCCUCCAGUCAAUCAAGAUGCGAGAGGAAGGCAUCACCACCAAGCAGGCGCAACCUGAAGCCAAUCAGCCACCCAGGGCCACACCAGUGCGUGCAAUGCCGCAACCAGCCGUUUACAACCGAUACGAUCAGGAACGCUUCAGGGGCAAAGAAGAGACGGAGGGCUUCAAAAUUGACACUAUGGGUACGUACCACGGUAUGAACCUCAAGUCGGUGACCGAGGGCAGCCAGCCCAAGCGGCCUGUUCCUGCGGCCACUCCAACACCCGUGGUUCCUGCCGCCCCCCCACCACCUGCGGCUCCACCUGUGCCCCGACCAGUACCUAAGAGAGUGUCGCGGACACCUAUCAUCAUUAUUCCAGCAGCCACAACCUCACUCAUCACCAUGUACAAUGCCAAGGAUAUCCUGCAAGAUUUGAGGUUUGUGAGCACAGAUGAAAAAAAGAGUCAGGGCUGCAAACGUGAGAAUGCAGUGCUGAUCCAACGGAGGCGCAACCGAGGAGCCACUGUCUCGUACCGGGUGAUUGACAACCCCUCCACCUUGGCCCCCGAGGAUUGGGAGCGAGUGGUGGCUGUUUUUGUACAAGGCCCCGCCUGGCAAUUCAAGGGUUGGCCCUGGGGAGGAAAUCCUAUUGAGAUCUUCUCACGGA